Arabis nemorensis is the source of this 1470-nucleotide messenger RNA. The record is from the annotation of a GenBank genome assembly. Lineage: Eukaryota; Viridiplantae; Streptophyta; Magnoliopsida; Brassicales; Brassicaceae.
AUGUUUCAGCCAUUUCAGAAGACAGCCCUCGCCGGGGAAUGGAAUGCGCCAAGGCCUCGACAUAUGCGUCUUCUCGAAGGCGCUCUUGAUCGAGAAAUUUCGAUCAGACAACAGGUGGAGUUAUGGUCUCCUUUGGCAGAUCAAGGUUGGAAGCCUUGCACUGAAUCUUAUAGAGGAGGGCUUUCCUUGCCGGAGAAGUCUCUAGGGUUUCUUCAAGUGUUCCUUGACGGCGGACUAAAUCAACAAAGAAUGGGAAUAUGUGAUGCGGUUGCUGUUGCCAAGAUAUUGAAUGUUACACUUGUGAUUCCACGCCUUGAAGUAAAUCCUGUUUGGCAAGAUUCAAGUUCAUUCGCAGAUAUAUUUGAUGUGGACCACUUUUUAAGUAUCCUUAAAGACGAGGUGCAUAUUGUUAGAGAGCUGCCAACAGAGUACGCCUGGAGCACACGUGAUUAUUAUGCCACAGGUAUUCGAGCUACUAGGAUUAAGACUGCGCCUGGUCACGCUUCAGCAGAGUGGUAUGUGGAAAAUGUCUUGCCUGUUAUUCAGAGUUAUGGAAUCGCUGCUGUUGCCCCGUUCUCUCACCGUUUGGCAUUUGACAAUUUGCCUGAAAGUAUACAGCGGUUACGCUGUAAAGUAAAUUUUGAAGCAUUAAACUUUGUUCCUCAUAUACGGAAGCUAGGGGACGCUCUUGUGCACCGACUCAGAUCUCCUCCUUCCACCUCUCAGACAUCUGGAACAAUGGAUACAACAGACAGAAUAAAUACCAUCAUAAAAGCUGGAGCUGGAAAGUUUGUUGUGCUGCAUCUUCGUUUCGAUAAAGACAUGGCUGCUCAUUCAGGAUGUGACUUUGGAGGUGGUAAAGCAGAAAAACUUGCCCUGGCAAAAUACCGCCAAGUGAUUUGGCAAGGAAGGGUCUUGAAUUCCUUGCUCACAGAUGAGGAGCUAAGAAACAAAGGACGUUGCCCGUUGACACCAGAAGAGAUUGGUUUACUGCUUUCAGCUUUGGGUUUCAGUAACAACACCCGUCUCUAUCUAGCUUCACACCAGGUUUACGGAGGAGAAGCAAGAAUCUCAACUCUGCGUAAACUGUUUCCAGUAAUGGAAAACAAGAAAAGCUUAGCCUCUGUGGAGGAGCUGGCUGAUGUAGAAGGGAAAGCUUCUCUAAUGGCUGCAGUUGAUUACUACGUGAGUAUGAAGAGCGAUAUCUUCAUUUCUGCAUCUCCCGGGAAUAUGCACAACGCAUUGCUGGCACAUAGAGCUUACUUGAAUCUAAAGACCAUAAGGCCCAACAUGAUACUGUUAGGGCAGCUUUUAGUGAACAAGAGCUUAGAGUGGUCUGAGUUUGAAGGAGCUGUCUUGAAUGCGCACAAGAAUAGGCAAGGCCAGCUUCGUCUACGCAAGCAGAAGCAGUCUAUUUACACUUAUCCAGCUCCCGAUUGCAUGUGUAAAGUAGCUUUAGCUGCCCCCUGA